CCCCUCGCCCCCCCCCAGGAAGUCUCCUUUUUCUGCCCGUAGUCAGGGUGGGGACGGUGCUGACCGGAGCCCGGACUCAGGAUGCCGGGCGGGAGGCCGCUCCGAGAACGCCCCAGGCUCCCUUUUGUGUCUUCUCGGGACCAGGGCCGGCCCCUGCAGUUCAGUGCUGCCUGGGGAGGGCCGAGGGACCGUCCAGGCCAGGGGCCUGCCAGGAGGGCUCCUACCCUACCCAGGAGUUUUUCUGCCCACCUUUCCAGGGCCCUAUGUCGGGGAGAGAAGGAAAGAGUUAAUUAGACCCUCAAUGCACAUGGCCCCUUUAUUUACCAGGAUAAAGGAGGGAGGCCAUUCUCUGAGCCUGGGGUCAGUCCUGGACACCCUGAGGUGUCAUUGAGGAAGGCACUGGAACCCCAUAGGUUUGCUGAAGCCCCUGAAAUGACAGUUAAAAAGAAACCUGAAGUGAACAUCGUUCUCACUGGCCGGCUCAGCAGCGCAGUUCCUGCUUUAGCUGCCUGCAGUGGGAAACUGGAGCAGCACACAGAACGGCGUGGCGUCAUCUAUAGCCCGGCCUGGCCCCUCAACUACCCGCCGGGCACCAACUGCAGCUGGUACAUCCAGGGUGACCGUGGCGACAUGAUCACCAUCAGCUUCCGCAACUUUGACGUGGAGGAGUCCCACCAGUGCUCCCUGGACUGGCUCAUGCUGGGCCCAGCGGCCCCACCCCGCCAGGAGGCCUUCCGGCUCUGUGGCUCUGCCAUCCCGCCUGCCUUCAUCUCCGCCCGGGACCAUGUCUGGAUCUUCUUCCACUCUGAUGCCUCCAGCUCCGGCCAGGCCCAGGGCUUCCGUCUCUCAUACAUCCGAGGGAAACUAGGCCAGGCAUCCUGCCAGGCAGACGAGUUCCGCUGUGAUAAUGGCAAGUGCCUGCCGGGCCCGUGGCAGUGCAACACUGUGGAUGAGUGUGGCGAUGGCUCUGAUGAGGGCAACUGCUCAGCACCUGCCUCCGAGCCACCCGGAAGCCUGUGCCCCGGGGGCACCUUCCCCUGCAGCGGGGCACGCUCCACGCGCUGCCUGCCUCCGGACCUGGCGUGUGGCCGGCGGCUGGGCAGCUUCUAUGGCUCCUUUGCUUCCCCAGACCUGUUUGGUGCAGCCCGAGGGCCCUCGGACCUUCACUGCACGUGGCUGGUGGACACACAAGACACGCGGCGUGUGCUGCUGCAGCUGGAGUUGCGGCUGGGUUAUGACGACUACGUGCAGGUGUACGAGGGCCUGGGUGAGCGUGGGGACCGCCUGCUGCAGACGCUGUCCUACCGCAGCAACCACCGGCCCGUGAGCCUUGAGGCUGCCCAGGGCCGCCUCACUGUGGCUUACCAUGCCCGCGCCCGCAGCGCUGGCCACGGCUUCAACGCCACCUACCAGGUGAAGGGCUACUGCCUCCCGUGGGAACAGCCGUGUGGGAGCAGCAUCGAGGGCGACAUGGGUGACACAGGUGAACAGGGCUGUUUCUCGGAGCCACAGCGCUGCGAUGGCUGGUGGCACUGUGCUAGCGGCCGAGAUGAACAGGGCUGCCCCACCUGCCCUCCAGACCAGUACCCCUGCGAGGGUGGCAGCGGCCUGUGCUACACACCUGCUGACCGCUGCAACAACCAGAAAAGCUGCCCUGACGGCGCUGACGAGAAGAACUGUUUCUCUUGCCAGCCUGGCACCUUCCACUGUGGCACCAACCUGUGCAUCUUUGAGACGUGGCGCUGCGAUGGCCAGGAGGACUGCCAGGAUGGCAGUGAUGAGCACGGCUGCCUGGCGGCCGUGCCCCGGAAGGUCAUCACCGCCGCCCUCAUCGGCAGCCUGGUCUGUGGCCUGCUGCUCGUCAUCGCCUUGGGCUGCGCCUUCAAGCUCUACUCACUGCGCACGCAGGAGUACAGGGCCUUUGAGACGCAGAUGACACGCCUCGAGGCUGAGUUUGUGCGGCGGGAGGCACCCCCGUCCUAUGGGCAGCUCAUUGCACAGGGCCUCAUUCCACCCGUGGAGGACUUUCCUGUCUACAGUGCAUCCCAGGCCUCCAUGCUACAGAACCUUCGCACAGCCAUGCGGCGACAGAUGCGCAGGCAUGCCUCCCGCAGAGGACCCUCCCGCCGCCGGCUCGGUCGCCUGUGGAACCGGCUCUUUCACCGGCCUCGGGCACCGCGAGGACAGAUCCCACUGCUGACUGCUGCGCGCACCUCACAGACAGUGUUGGGUGACGGGCUCCUCCAGCCUGCUCCAGGGGCCGCCCUGGACCCCCCAGCACCCCUGACGGACACAGGCAGCGCUGGGGCAGCUGGAGAUGGGUCCCCCAGUGCCCCUGUCCAUACACCAGAGGUGGGACCUUCUGUGCUGCCCCCCUUGAGCCUGCAGGACCCAGAGUACAGGCCAGUGGACAAGGACAGAAAGGCCUGCAGGGACCCUCUGAUGGACAGCCCAGCUUCUGUGGACACGCCUCGGGAGCCCUGCUCGGCCCAGGACCCUCACUCCCUAGCCCCCACUGCCGGCAGCACCCUAGGCCCCCACCCACCAGAGCCACUGGGUGUCUGCAGGAGCCCCCCACCCCCCUGCUCCCCAACGGAGGCCAGUGACGACGAGGCCCUGCUGGUCUGCUGACCCACCAGACGCGCUGGUGACUGCCACAGCCCCGCCUUGUAACCAGGGAAUAUACAGUUGUUUCUACCCUG
Molecule: messenger RNA, 2702 nt
Organism: Myotis brandtii (Brandt's bat)
Lineage: Eukaryota; Metazoa; Chordata; Mammalia; Chiroptera; Vespertilionidae
Gene: LRP3
Product: low density lipoprotein receptor-related protein 3
Exons: 8
Coding region: 433-2631 (732 amino acids)
Cellular component (GO): plasma membrane
Molecular function (GO): protein binding
Source: RefSeq, a predicted model, not a curated record